This is a messenger RNA of Trichoderma reesei QM6a, 555 nucleotides long. RefSeq names its product ras small GTPase. Lineage: Eukaryota; Fungi; Ascomycota; Sordariomycetes; Hypocreales; Hypocreaceae. The record is from RefSeq and is a predicted model, not a curated record. Gene Ontology annotation, cellular component: spindle pole body. Gene Ontology annotation, molecular function: GTP binding; GTPase activity. The transcript is spliced from 3 exons. Gene Ontology annotation, biological process: regulation of exit from mitosis. The coding region runs from base 1 to 555 and encodes 184 amino acids.
AUGGUCGGCGAUGCCCAGAUUGGCAAGACGUCGCUCAUGGUCAAGUACGUCGAGGGCAGCUGGGACGAGGACUACAUCCAGACGCUGGGCGUCAAUUUCAUGGAGAAGACAAUUAGCAUUCGCAACACGGAAAUCACAUUUUCCAUCUGGGACCUGGGCGGCCAGCGCGAGUUUGUCAACAUGCUCCCGCUCGUCUGCAACGACGCAGUCGCCAUCUUGUUCAUGUUUGACCUGACGCGCAAGAGCACGCUCAACAGCAUCAAGGAGUGGUACCGGCAGGGGCGAGGUUUCAACAAGACGGCCAUUCCCGUCCUGGUCGGCACCAAGUACGACCACUUUGUCAACUUUCCGAUCCAGGACCAGGAGGAGAUUUCCAGCCAGGCAAGACGGUUUGCCAAGGCUAUGCGGGCGUCUCUGAUUUUCUCAAGUACAAGCCAUAGCAUCAACGUGCAAAAGAUUUUCAAAAUUGUCCUGUCCAAAGCAUUUGACCUCAAGUGCACCAUUCCCGAGAUCGAAAACGUCGGCGAGCCGUUAUUACUAUAUCAGUCUGUGUGA